This is a messenger RNA of Arvicanthis niloticus (Nile rat), 6647 nucleotides long. NCBI's taxonomy places the organism in Eukaryota, Metazoa, Chordata, Mammalia, Rodentia, Muridae. The record is from RefSeq and is a predicted model, not a curated record.
GAAGGAGGAGCAAGGCUCAAGAUGGCCGACAAAACGCCAGGCGGAUCUCAGAAGGCCAGUUCAAAGGUAGUUUCUUAGAGAUCUCCGUCAGUCAGUGGGUCUUUCACCGUGGUCAGGGGCCUACAGAAAUCUCUGGCCUUCGAGAGCUUUCUGGGCUGAGGGGCUAAGGCCUGUUCGCCACAGUGGGCCUGGCACCGCUGCAUCAAGGUGCGCAGGUUGAGAGGCCUGAGGGCGCGCGUCCGUUCCGGCUGGGAUUCAGCCCCACACUAGCGUGCCUGCUGGCGAGCGGGGCUUGUCCCUCGUUUGGCUUUGGGGUCAGAGCCGAUCAUCAGAUGUUCAUUCAUCUGGAUCUUCAGAUGCACAUAUGGAUGCAUCUGGACCCUCAGAUAGUGAUAUGCCAAGUCGAACACGACCUAAAAGCCCAAGAAAACACAAUUAUAGGAAUGAGAGUGCACGUGAAAGCCUUUGUGAUUCUCCUCAUCAGAAUCUCUCAAGACCUCUUCUAGAAAACAAGCUUAAAGCAUUCAGUAUUGGAAAAAUGAGCACAGCAAAGCGAACUCUAAGUAAGAAGGAACAAGAGGAGUUGAAGAAAAAGGAGGAUGAAAAGGCAGCUGCUGAAAUUUAUGAGGAAUUUCUUGCUGCUUUUGAAGGAAGUGAUGGUAAUAAAGUGAAAACGUUUGUUCGAGGCGGGGUUGUUAAUGCAGCUAAAGAUGAACAUGAAACAGAUGAAAAAAGAGGUAAAAUAUAUAAGCCAUCUUCAAGGUUUGCAGAUCAAAAAAAUCCUCCAAAUCAGUCAUCCAAUGAAAGGCCACCAUCUCUUCUUGUGAUUGAGACGAAAAAGCCCCCACUGAAGAAAGGGGAGAAGGAAAAGAAAAAAAGCAAUUUGGAACUUUUCAAAGAAGAACUAAAACAAAUUCAGGAAGAACGUGAUGAGAGACAUAAAACAAAAGGCAGGUUAAGUCGGUUUGAGCCUCCUCAGUCAGACUCUGAUGGUCAGCGACGUUCUAUGGAUGUGCCUUCAAGAAGAAAUAGAUCGUCUGUUCUUGAUGAUUAUGCACCUGGCUCACAUGAUGUAGGAGAUCCCAGCACUACAAAUUUAUACCUUGGAAACAUUAAUCCACAGAUGAAUGAAGAAAUGCUGUGCCAAGAAUUUGGAAGAUUUGGACCAUUAGCUAGCGUAAAAAUCAUGUGGCCCAGAACCGAUGAAGAAAGAGCACGAGAAAGAAACUGUGGCUUUGUGGCUUUUAUGAAUAGAAGAGAUGCUGAAAGAGCUCUAAAGAAUUUAAAUGGGAAAAUGAUUAUGUCUUUUGAAAUGAAGCUAGGUUGGGGUAAAGCUGUACCUAUUCCUCCACAUCCAAUAUACAUUCCACCUUCUAUGAUGGAACACACACUCCCCCCGCCUCCAUCCGGACUGCCUUUUAAUGCGCAGCCUAGAGAGCGAUUAAAAAACCCCAACGCUCCCAUGUUACCACCACCUAAAAACAAGGAGGAUUUCGAGAAGACUCUGUCGCAAGCCAUAGUCAAAGUGGUUAUCCCAACAGAAAGGAAUUUACUCGCCCUGAUACACCGAAUGAUAGAAUUUGUUGUACGUGAAGGGCCAAUGUUUGAAGCUAUGAUUAUGAACAGAGAAAUCAACAAUCCUAUGUUCAGGUUCUUAUUUGAAAACCAGACACCAGCCCAUGUUUACUACAGGUGGAAGCUUUAUUCUAUUCUGCAGGGAGAUUCUCCAACGAAAUGGCGGACAGAAGAUUUUCGAAUGUUCAAAAAUGGAUCCUUUUGGAGGCCACCACCAUUGAAUCCAUACCUUCAUGGGAUGUCAGAGGAGCAAGAGACAGAAGCUUUUGUAGAAGAGCCUAGUAAGAAGGGAGCACUCAAGGAAGAACAGCGGGAUAAAUUAGAAGAAAUCUUGCGAGGAUUAACUCCAAGGAAAAAUGAUAUUGGAGAUGCCAUGGUUUUCUGUCUUAAUAAUGCUGAAGCUGCUGAAGAAAUAGUGGAUUGCAUUACUGAGUCGUUGUCCAUCCUAAAGACUCCUCUUCCCAAGAAGAUUGCCAGAUUAUAUUUGGUUUCUGAUGUUUUAUACAACUCUUCAGCCAAAGUUGCCAAUGCUUCCUAUUACAGGAAAUUUUUUGAAACAAAGCUAUGUCAGAUAUUUUCAGACCUCAAUGCUACUUAUCGUACAAUUCAAGGCCAUUUACAAUCUGAAAACUUUAAGCAACGGGUAAUGACCUGCUUCAGAGCAUGGGAAGAUUGGGCAAUUUAUCCAGAACCAUUUUUGAUCAAACUUCAGAAUAUUUUCCUAGGACUUGUAAAUAUCAUUGAAGAAAAGGAAACAGAGGAUGUGCCAGACGAUCUUGAUGGUGCUCCCAUUGAGGAAGAGCUUGAUGGUGCUCCUCUGGAAGAUGUCGAUGGCAUUCCCAUUGACGCCGCUCCCAUGGAUGACCUUGAUGGUGUCCCUAUAAAGAGUCUGGAUGAUGAUCUGGAUGGGGUGCCGUUGGAUGCAACUGAAGACUCAAAGAAGAAUGAGCCCAUAUUUAAAGUUGCCCCAUCAAAAUGGGAGGCUGUAGAUGAAUCUGAGUUGGAAGCACAAGCGGUAACGACUUCUAAGUGGGAGUUAUUUGACCAGCAUGAAGAAUCAGAAGAAGAAGAAAACCAAAAUCAGGAGGAAGAAAGUGAAGAUGAAGAAGACACUCAGAGUUCCAAGUCAGAAGAACAUCAUUUGUACUCUAACCCAGUCAGAGAAGAGAUGACCGAGUCGAAGUUCUCCAAGUACUCUGAAAUGAGUGAAGAAAAACGAGCUAAACUUCGUGAAAUUGAGCUAAAAGUUAUGAAGUUUCAAGAUGAAUUGGAAUCUGGAAAGAGACCUAAAAAACCAGGCCAAAGCUUCCAGGAGCAAGUAGAGCACUACAGAGACAAGCUGCUGCAGCGGGAGAAGGAGAAAGAAUUAGAAAGAGAACGAGAAAGAGACAAAAAAGAUAAAGAAAAAUUGGAAUCUCGAUCCAAAGACAAGAAGGAAAAGGACGAAUGUACUCCUACGAGAAAAGAAAGGAAGAGACGACAUAGUACCUCCCCCAGCCCAUCUCGAAGUAGCAGUGGUCGUCGAGUGAAAUCCCCAUCACCCAAAUCAGAGCGGUCUGAACGGUCAGAAAGGUCUCAUAAGGAGAGCUCACGGUCCAGGUCCUCUCACAAAGACUCUCCUAGAGACGCUAGCAAGAAAGCCAAAAGGUCACCGUCUGGUUCAAGGACACCUAAAAGGUCUAGGCGGUCUCGGUCUAGGUCCCCUAAGAAAUCAGGGAAGAAAUCCAGAUCUCAGUCCCGCUCUCCACACAGGUCUCAUAAAAAGUCAAAGAAAAACAAACACUGACGUAUAUUUUUAAGAUGCUGUCACUUAUUGGAAAUGCAAGUUUGUUUUGUGCCUGAAUGGUUUUUUUUGUUUGUUUGUUUGUUUUUAAUAAAAAAAACCAUACACACAAAAACAAAAAAAAUUCUAAUGAAAGAGCAUUCCUGGGUUUUGUUUGUUUGUUUGUUUGUUUGUGAAUGCAUGUGUAAACUCAUGAGUAACUGCAUCUGUAGCCCCGUCAUUGUUUUAUAUUGUAUAAAUUACUUUUGUUGUGGCUGUUUUCUCAAGAUGAAAUUUUUAUUGUGCUAAUGAAUUUCAUCAAAAAUGUGUCCAUUGGAUCUGCUGGCAGUAGUAGUAUUUUGUUUUAGGAUGUUGUGACUUAGACACAUAAUACAGAUGUCUUCCCCCCUUUUGUAGCUUUGACAAUUUGAAUUAGAUUUCAAAUAAAAUCUGAACAGAAAACUAUAAUGUUGUUUUUUUGCCCAGUUGGUGACACCAAGUCCCUUAAAGACCUACUAAAUGAAUUUGGCACCAUUGCUGUUUCUUAUCCCUAGUGCACUUUAUAAACUCCAGUGUCAAGUAGCUAGUGUUUUAUAAUUGCUAAAAUGACUUUCAAAAGUUUAGGGACCCAACACUCCUGUUUGUAGGUUUUGCUUAUCUGUUUCUGUAAAAAGGGUUUCAUACCCAGAGAUGAGAAGGUUUGAAUGAGAGGGUCUGAUGUGUAUCUGUUACUGUAGUGCCUGGUUAAGACAGUUCUUUUUUUUCUCAAAGAAGCAACAUGACUUCAAAACACUCAGCCCAUCUUCUGAGUAACUAACGUAUUUAGGGUAAAUUAAUUUUUAUCUUCUAUCAUGAAACAAGUUUAUUUAUAAAAGGUUUUAUAAAAAGUUUACCAUAGAAUUCUUUUGUAAUAGUUGCCUUUUUAUAAUUGUCUGUAGGUUAUCUUUAAAACACUGGUAUCAUGAUAUUUGUACAAAUUUGUUUGAAACAGCUUUUUGUUUUGAAGGAUUUGGUUUGAAGUACAGCUUUAAAUAAAAAUUCAAAAAUUAAAUGGUUUUCAGGCAAUUUUAACAUCCAAUGGUUCAUAAAUUCAAGGCGCAAAAAGUUGACUUAAACCAGUGUUGAAUUCUAUUAUAAACAGGAACAAACUUGGCUGUGGUCUGGGGAAGAAAUAGGAAAACUUGUGAAUGUUGAUCACAGUCCCGCAGAGAAUAUGAUGUAAUAAAGGCCAUGUGGACUUGAACUGACGAUAGUGUCUGUCAGUCAGUCUUGCUUUCAGGUUUCCAUCUAGGUACUUUAUGGAGUGCUUUAUGUUUUUCUGCAAUAAUGGAUUGUUUGGAUUUAACUUUUUUAAAAUUUUUUUCACCUUGUUUACUUAAUCUUGCCCAAUCACAAAAUAAGGUGUCUUCUACCUGUGAUUCGGGGAGUAGUCACAUCAGCUGUACAGUGUCUUCUACCUGUGAUUCGGGGAGUAGUCACAUCAGCUGUACAGUGUCUUCUACCUGUGAUUGGGGAGUAGUCACAUCAGCUGUACAGUGUCUUCUACCUGUGAUUGGGGAGUAGUCACAUCAGCUGUACAGUAAGGCAUGUCCUUUCCUUAUCCAGCACGUCUGCAGCAGCUUUAGAAGUGAGCCAGUCAUGCUGCUUUACAUUGUGGUUCUUAGCAUGAAAAUACUAUUCAGGCCUUUGUUUACCUACUUUAUUAAACAAUGUUAAUUCCUUAAAGUUGCUCAGAGCAAUUAAUAUGAACAUUUGGUGCUGAUUCUUAAAGAUACAGCCAUUAAAAGAGGAACACAUUUUUCUCCUGUGUUCAUUGUCUGGGAGAAUGCCAUUUUAUAUCAUCUUUCUUUUAAGAAAAAUGGUGUUAAAUUGCUGGUGGUUGUGGUAUUCCUCAUUCCCUGGGUCUUUAGAUAGACAAAGAAAUAAUUGGUCAGAAAGUGAUUUUCUUUUUUCUUUUUUUAGGCAAAUUAUGAAGGAUAAUUACUUUUCUCUCUUGAUUACAACACUUUAGCUUGGUUUGGGGUGUUUAUUUGUAGUGUUUUCUACUGCAAUUAAUCCAUAUUGUAAGUAUUAUAAUUAAUCUCGGAAUGGAUAAAACUGGCUUCCUUUUGGGUAGGUGAACAAUUACUUAGACCUGAUAGAAUAAGUUUUGGAGUUCUUUAAUGUAUAUGUUAGGUUGCUUUGGAUUUUGCUUUCUUGAAUUGUAAAUAUCAUUAACUAGAUUCAUCCUCUCUCUCUCUCUCUCUCUCUCUCUCUCUUUCUCGGAAGUAUCUAGAAUAAACUGUUAAAAUUCACAGUGGAUUCAAGUGGCACACACUUGUUAUUCCAGCAUUAAGACUACAGGACUGUAAGCUCAGGAGCUUUGAGCAAUAGAGAGAGAGAGAUCCUGUCUCAAAAACAAGGUCCCUGUAAAUUUAAUGGGAUCAGAAGCGGGUCUUACGAGAAGGAAGCUAUUCUGCAUAUUUUUAAAAAAAAUAAUAGCGUAGUUUUCAUAUCUAAAGAAUAAUAGCAUAAUUUCUGUGAGCUAAAGUGUUGAUAAAUGAUCUGAGAGUUACAGGGGAGAUGGUUCUGGCACAGCUGUGGGCCUCUACUACUUGUAUGUGCGAGGAGAUGCUCUGUGUCCAUCCUACAUCGUUCCUAACACAGGAUUCCCGCCAAGGUGAUACCAUUUGCUUCUCUCUACAUAGUUGUAGAAAUAACAUGUUGGUUGAUUCCUUACCAAAGAGAGACCUCUGACUGAAGAGGAUUGUGAGGGUAGUGUUCUUUGGCGUUGUAUUUCCGUUUUCUGUGAGUCAGCUUGUGGAGGUUUCUAAUUGUAGUGAGUUAGAGAUUAAGGAACUAGGGACACAGAAAGCCUGAUCUCAAAGGAUCCUUUUAUUUGGUUCACAAUAUUUUUGGCUUUUUUGCUAAAUUUUGCUGAAAUUGUUCUAUGCUGACCUAAUUUUCUUUAUUGCAGACCAUUCCUAUGGGCUUAACCUGAGAAUUGUAUUCUAGUUAAAGAGUGUUGGAAGGAAUACUUCCUUCUCACCUAUGUAUUUUUCCCAUUCUUUAAUAUUCUUGAGUACUUGAAAAAUACCUUAAAAGAAAUUUUGUUCAUGAUCUAAUGUAUGUUUAAUUAAAAAUAUCCUGUACACUUGCUUUGAUGGCAGUGUAAGUUCUGAGAAAUUGAAUAUCAUGGUAAUAGUUUAUCAUGGUUAAAAAUAAGGAGAGAUAAACCUGUUGCCAAAAUGAGUUAACCUAUUCCGAUGACCACAACUAUGUGAUUUCUUUAGCAGAGAAAGUUGUUUUUAAAAAUAAACUACCGCUUUUU